AUGGAGCGUUGGCUAAUACGGGAGGGACCGUUCUUUGAUGCGGAGGAGGUGCUGGAUCGGGCGACACCAUUGGCGAACGCGGCGGCUACGAUUACAGAUUUACUGGGGACGACCGUAAUCAGUCACGCUCACCUCGAUCAUAUUGCCGCCCUCGUCACCGACUCACCAAUAUACAAAGACUGCCAAGUAGCCGGCACAGACAUCACCAUCCAAAACCUCAAAACCCACAUCUUCAAUGACAUCAUCUGGCCCGACCUCGCACGCGAAGGCAUGUUCUCCUACACCCCAAUCUCAACAUCCUCCUACACCCCAAUAUCCGGUGGUCUAUCUGUCUGGGCCCACCAAGUCGCUCACGGCGGUGUCACCUCCUCGGCCCUUUUUAUCAGGGAUGACGCGACGAGUCGGGAGUUUUUGUGGUUUGGAGAUGUAGAGCCUGAUGCCGUUGCCGCCCAACCGCGAAACCACAUCGUCUGGGAAGCGGCAGCCCAGAAAUUUCUCGAGGGUCUGAGGGUAAUCAUGAUUGAAUGCUCCUACUCCGCGACCCGCCCAAUCCACCUCCUCUUCGGCCAUCUCUCCCCACCACACCUCAUCCACGAACUCCUCACCUUCGCCCGAUACCUGUCCGAACUAAGUCCACGGCCAACAACGCCACGAACGAGGAGGAGUGCGAAGUUGUUGGAUGGGCUUGUGGUUGUUGUUACGCAUAUCAAGUUGGAUGGGGCGUUGCAUGGGAUUAUGAGUGAGGGGGAGAGUGGGGAGACGAUCGUUAAUGAGUGUAGGGUCUUGGCGGAGGAGGCGGGGAUUGGGGAGGUGAGGUUUGUGAGGCCGAAGGUGGGGGAUAGGUAUGAGUUUUGA
Saitoella complicata NRRL Y-17804 is the source of this 855-nucleotide messenger RNA. RefSeq lists its product as uncharacterized. Bases 1 to 855 code for a protein of 284 amino acids. The record is from RefSeq and is a predicted model, not a curated record. Lineage: Eukaryota; Fungi; Ascomycota; Saitoellomycetes; Saitoellales; Saitoellaceae. Gene Ontology annotation, biological process: cGMP catabolic process; negative regulation of glucose mediated signaling pathway; cAMP catabolic process. The transcript has 2 exons. Gene Ontology annotation, molecular function: 3',5'-cyclic-GMP phosphodiesterase activity; 3',5'-cyclic-AMP phosphodiesterase activity.